AUGGCAGCCCUCAACACCAAUGUGGAUUUCAGUGAGACUCGUGGUCCGGAGGUCAAUAUCGUUGGGUGGGUGUUUACCGGAGUGGCUAUUGUUGCGGUUUUUCUCAGGCUCUAUGCUCGCGUGAAGAUUGUGAAGAGGGUGGGAUGGGAUGACUUUUUUAUUGUCUUUUCGCUGAUCCUCAGCAUCGUCGCCACAGCCAUGGUCUCCUACUCGGUCACCCUUGGCUUCGGUCGACACACGGCUGCAGUCGUCGCAGAACAUGGAAUGGCACGAACCGUGGUAACCGCCAAAUGGCAGAUUCUGGCAUUUCCAUUCAACAUCGGCUCCUUCAGCUUCCCCAACAUCGCCAUCUCCAUCCUCGUCAGCAACCUCCUGGACCCCAACAUCGCCCGCAAGCGCUUCCUCUACGGCCUAUCCAUCGUGCAGGUCCUCUUCGCCUUAAUCUCUGUCGUCAUCGUCUUCGUGCAGUGCAAUCCGACCCAGAGGCUCUGGAACCCCGCCCUCCACGGCAGCUGCUGGAAUCCCGCCGUGUUCGACGACUUCCAGUACUGGGUGAGUGCGUACACGACGGUGACGGACAUCAUCCUGGCGGUCGUGCCCAUCAGCGCUUUCUGGAAUUUGCAGAUGGCGUACUCGAAGAAGGUGAUUGUCUGCGUCAUGAUGGGGUUGACGUUGAUGUCGGCCGUGGUGACUGUCGUCAAGGCGACGUAUUUGCAUCUGUUUACGGAUAAAGUUGAUCCUCUCUAUAACCUAGUCCCGUUGGUCCUCUGGGGCCUCAUUGAACAAAAUGUCGUCAUCGUGGCAGCCUGCGUCCCCGCCUUCCAUCCCCUCCUCCGCCGGAUCUUCAAAUUGGCCCAAUCCACUUCAGCAAACAGCGGCAGCUCGCGCUCGAAAUCCGCCUUCCCGCUCUCGUCCAGCUCACGCCGCUCCAAUACGAAGACGCUCACUUCCGCAUCGGACCUACCUCUCGAUGACCGCCGCAAGCCGCGAGGAGACGAUACAGAUAGUCUGGGGAGUCGGGAGGGUAUUUGGCAGACGAGGGAGGUGAGGGUGGAGAGCGAUGAGGAUGAGAAUGAUCCUGACACGAGGAGUCUGGAACGGCGGUAUCGGAGUACUGUUCCGGCGAACUUGAGGACGCGGUAG
Messenger RNA from Aspergillus campestris IBT 28561, 1143 nucleotides. RefSeq lists its product as uncharacterized. The record is from RefSeq and is a predicted model, not a curated record. Lineage: Eukaryota; Fungi; Ascomycota; Eurotiomycetes; Eurotiales; Aspergillaceae. The transcript has 6 exons. Bases 1 to 1143 code for a protein of 380 amino acids.